AUGGCUCGAUCUUACGUACCGCCCCAUAUGCGGCGGCAACUGGAACAGCAGCUCCGAGUAGGUGCGGCAGCAACCGAGCGCCCACAGCCGUUUCAGGGAAACGGUGCUCCCGAGGGGCGUGCUGCCUCAUCUGGGGGCUUCUUUCGAAGUGGUUCUGGGGCGUCAAGAGGAGGCAGCUCUUUUGGAGGUGGCGUGAUGGGUGCUCGGGAACGCGGCACCGGGAGCGCUGCUCCGGGUGGCGGUCGGCGUUGGGGUGCGGCUCCGACAGGCCCUGGACACCAAUCAGGCGCGUCAUCGCGCUUGCAGCGCCUUGGAUUGUGGGAGGAAACAAACCCCUACUACAGCAGUGGGCUGGGGAAGCCUCAGGAACAGGAUCACGCUGCCGCUGAUGCGAACGGCGAGGUUCUAGAGCUUUUCAACGGCCAGAAUACUGGCAUCAACUUUGACAAGUACGACGAUAUUCCAGUAGAAGUUUCCGGUGAGAACGUCGUACCGGAGAUCAUGUCCUUUGAGACCAGCGGUAUGGAUAAGAUUCUCCUGCGGAAUGUCGCACUGUCAGGGUACCGCAAGCCCACACCUGUGCAGCGGCACGCGAUCCCGACGGUGAUGGCUGGUCGCGACCUCAUGUCAUGUGCCCAGACCGGAAGCGGGAAGACUGCAGCGUUUGUGCUGCCUGUUCUACAUCAGAUGCUGUUGAUGGGCGGCCCCGCGCCACCGCCAUCCUCGUCGGGCGUAGGCGGGAUUUCCUCGCGCUCCCGUUGCUCGUAUCCAACGUAUCUGAUUCUGGCUCCGACGCGGGAGCUUGCAUCGCAAAUCUUCUCUGAGUGCCGGAAGUUCUGUUACGGCACCAGUAUUCGCGCCGCCGUGAUCUACGGUGGCUCCGAAAAUACCCGUGAGCAACUGCGCGCCGUGGAGAAUCAAGUUGAUAUUGUGGUGGCAACACCCGGGCGCCUUUUGGAUUUUAUUGACCGGGGCCGCAUCCAUUUGGCAAACGUCCGGUUCCUGACCCUUGACGAGGCGGACCGUAUGCUCGAUAUGGGUUUCGAGCCUCAGAUCCGGCAGAUUGUGGAGAACUGCGACAUGCCGGCGGCUGGCCAACGCCAAACGCUCAUGUUCAGCGCAACCUUCCCACGGGAAAUCCAACGGCUUGCCUCCGACUUUCUGCACGACUAUAUUUUCCUUGCCGUGGGGCGAGUCGGUUCCACCACGGAUUUCAUUGUGCAACGUAUCGAGUUUUGCGAGGACCAUUUGAAACGAGAGAUGCUGCUAGAUCUCUUGAACAGCAUACCCGGCUUGACCUUGGUUUUUGUAGAUACAAAGCGAGCCGCCGAUGCUCUCGAGGACUUUUUACUGCGACACGGGUAUGCGGCGUCGUCGAUUCACGGAGACCGGAGCCAACGCGAGCGCGAAGACUCGCUCGCAGCUUUCCGUUCAGGACAGACGCCUAUUCUCGUUGCAACGGAUGUGGCUGCUCGUGGUUUGGAUAUCCCGAAUGUUGCGCACGUCGUCAACUACGAGUUGCCAGCAGCCAUUGAUGACUACGUGCAUCGGAUUGGCCGAACUGGUCGAGCUGGCAACCAGGGCAUCGCGACCUCUUUUGCGAACGAAAAGAAUCGGGGCAUUGUACGUGACCUCAUUGAACUCCUACAGGAGGCCGGCCAAGAGGUUCCCUCCUGGCUCUAUACGAUGUGUCAGGCACCAGUAGCCCGGAGCGGUAGCGGUCGAGCGGGGCGUGGCGGUCGUUUCGGCGGACGCGAUAUGCGUCGCGAAACGGGUGCUCCACGUCGACCUGCAUUCGCAGGGAAUGCAUCAUCGACCUCGACGAUGCGCGACGAGCCCUGGGGAGGUGGCAACUGGCGUGCCUCCGGCGGAAGCGCCUGGUAA
Molecule: messenger RNA, 1884 nt
Organism: Cyanidioschyzon merolae strain 10D
Lineage: Eukaryota; Rhodophyta; Bangiophyceae; Cyanidiales; Cyanidiaceae
Product: ATP-dependent RNA helicase
Exons: 1
Coding region: 1-1884 (627 amino acids)
Cellular component (GO): nucleus
Molecular function (GO): RNA helicase activity; RNA binding; ATP binding
Source: RefSeq, a predicted model, not a curated record